AUGGAACAACUUCGCAAGAAACGUUCUGCAAAAGUAGCCUUCGCUACAACUGCUGCUAUGAAUGAAGAUACGCUGUCUACUCCCGGUCCAUCACCAUCGUAUUCGUGGAGUUUACAAGAACCUGACAACCCACCCACCAAACAGGUUCCUACAACCUACAAAAGAGAUCACGAUACCGAUGCGGUGACUACUACUAACGCUAUGGACGAAGAUGGCCGUUCUACUCCUGAUCCAUCCUGUUGGGAUCUACAAUCACCUCGUAGCCCCACCAUCAAGGACAAGAAAGAAGAAAAGAUUCCUGCCACCUACAAAAGGGACUAUGCCACUGCUAUCGCCAUGACGAAGGAAACUUCUAUCUGCGAACCAUCAUCGUGCAAUGGAGAUCUACAAUCACUUCGUAAGGUCUUCGACGAAGAGGUACGUUCCAUCACCGACAAAAUGGACGGUGCGUUUGCUGCUGCUUCCGAGACUGACAACAUCCUUGAGGAUGAUGAGGAUGACGACGACGAUGGGUCUGAUGUCGCCGACGACGACGACGAUGAGGAGGCGGAGCCAACUUGCUCUGGUAUUUCUGUUAAUUCGUUACCACUUGGAAGUUUUAUACGUACUCACGAAAAUUGUAUUCCAUUUGAGGUUUCCCUGUUGGUUAUGCAGCAUGUAGAGUGCAUUAAUUUAUGCUUGCAACAUCCAGAAAGUCAUUGGUGUGAUUUGACUAAUUUGUUUUUGGAUUCUAACGAACAUGACAAUUUGAACUUUAUAACAAACGUUUUGGAUUUGAUCGACACUCCAACAACUACGCGUUAUAUCUAUUUGUCGGCAAUGCUGCAAGUAGAUGAACACACUUUGCAGAUGAUUGCAGCUACAUUUCCGAAUCUUUUAUUGCUUCAUAUCCAAGACGGUUCAUUGCUAACAAACAAGGCGAUGGGAAUGAUUGCUAACAAAUUUAAUUUGGAACAUUUGUACAUUAGGAAUUGUAAACUGAUGACAAAUGUAGCAUUGAUGUGUCUCGCAGCUGCGCGUCCUACGCUUCGAACGCUUUGUUUAAUCGGAAGCAAGAACAUGAAGUUUAACAGUUUCCAAAGACUUAUUCAUAUCCAGAAGCAACUUCUUUGUGCAUAUUGUACUAUUUGAUUGCAUUGUUCUAUAAUGUAAUGGUUUUUUGCAAUGUUAUAUCAUUUCAUUAUGGAAAUUUUGUAUACUAUGGUUUGUUUUUACAUCUAUUGAAAUAUUUUAUAAUGGAGUGUAUUAUGAUUGUGUGAAUAAAACGAUCAAUCAAC
Messenger RNA from Ixodes scapularis (black-legged tick), 1277 nucleotides. RefSeq lists its product as uncharacterized. The record is from RefSeq and is a predicted model, not a curated record. Lineage: Eukaryota; Metazoa; Arthropoda; Arachnida; Ixodida; Ixodidae. The coding region runs from base 1 to 1131 and encodes 376 amino acids. The transcript has a single exon.